This is a messenger RNA of Paralichthys olivaceus (Japanese flounder), 1791 nucleotides long. RefSeq names its product LIM domain binding 3b (gene ldb3b). Gene Ontology annotation, cellular component: filamentous actin; stress fiber; adherens junction. Lineage: Eukaryota; Metazoa; Chordata; Actinopteri; Pleuronectiformes; Paralichthyidae. Gene Ontology annotation, biological process: actin cytoskeleton organization; heart development; muscle structure development. The record is from RefSeq and is a predicted model, not a curated record. Gene Ontology annotation, molecular function: actin binding; muscle alpha-actinin binding.
CAGGGCCCCUGUGCCUCUGCUCGCUCCAGCUAUUCUUAGUCUGUCUGUCCCUCACCCUCAGCAACCCUGCAGGCAAGAAACUCUUCUCCAUCAGGUUCCACAGCACCUGACCCACCCACCUACCCACCAACCCCAGAGUGUUAGUCCUGAGAGCUGGGAGCAGACAGGGAGAGACAGUCUUGAAGCAGGGCUGACGGAGGAUUUGCCGGUCGGGUCAAAAGGAUACCAGGGGAGGACGGAGAGCAAGGGCACGGCAAGCAGGAGUAGAAACCACACGGCCACCGGGAGUCGUUGUCAGGGGGAGUGUUGACACCGAAGAUGAGUACUUACACAGUGACUCUGAAUGGCCCUGCUCCAUGGGGCUUCAGACUACAGGGGGGGAAGGACUUCAACAUGCCCCUCACCAUCUCCAGGAUAACCCCAGGCAGCAAGGCGGCGGGUGGCAGCCUGGCCCAGGGCGACAUCAUCUCAGCCAUUGAUGGUGCGAGCACUGACGGGAUGACGCACCUGGAGGCCCAGAACAAGAUCAAGUCCGCCACCACCAAACUGGCCCUCACCAUGCAGAAGUCAAGACGCCCUGCACCGGUUCCCACAGCAACUCCAAGAAUGGACUCACCUAUGCCAAUCAUCCCUCACCAGAAGGUUAUCGCAAACACAGCUGCAAAUGUGGAGUACACCCCCAGCUUCAACCCCAUCGCUCUGAAAGACUCUGCCCUGUCCACCCACAAGCCCAUUGAGGUGAGGGGUCCAGGCGGAAAGGCCACCAUCGUGCACGCCCAGUACAACACACCUAUCAGCAUGUACUCACAGGACGCCAUCAUGGACGCCAUCGCAGGGCAGUCGCAGGCCAAGGGACACGACAGUGAGGAGGCUGGCUCCCCCCUGGCUGGGGUUCUGCCCGUCAAGGACCCUGUUGUAGACUGUGCAUCUCCAGUGUACCAGGCAGUGAUCCGGCCAGGAGAGAUCAACCAGGACAUGUCUGAAUGGGCUCGUCGUGCUGCCAACUUGCAGUCCAAGAGCUUCAGAAUGCUGGCCCACAUCACUGGCACUGAAUACCUGCAAGACCCAGAUGAGGAGGCCCUGCAGAGGUCGAGAGAGAAGUUUGAGUCAGAGGUGAAAGGGCCUCGCUUUGCCAAGCUGAAGAACUGGCACAACGGACUAUCUGCACAGAUCCUCAACGUCCAGGAAUAAAGAGGUGCAGGAGAGAAAAGAGAGAGAAAAAGAGAAAGAGAGAGAGACAGAGGGGAGGAGGACAUGUAAAGGAGGACAUGGACAACAGCACAGGAGUUAACAGGAAGAGGGGAUAAAUUACAGAGGGAAAAAAGAAGCAGGAGGAGGAGGAGGAGACUCCUCAGCGAUGUGAUAUAGUGUAUUGUAGACCAGAUUAGUAGAAUGUGAGAUACUAACUGUUAGUGUGAGAAUGCUAUGUGUUCAUAAGCCCAGUAUUACCUGUCAAAUGUAUCUGUCCGCUGCUAAGACCUGAUCUUGCAUUUGGGUUUUUAUUUUCUUUGUUUGUUUUGGGUUCUGUCUCUCUUACAUGACACGGAAAUUGUACAAAAAAUAACAAGUAUUCAAGUGAACACGCAGAACUGAUGAUGUUUCUUUUACGCCCCCAGUACAUGAACUGCUUGUGAGUUUUAACACUUAUCAGCAUGCUUGUUGAGAAGCCACGAAUACAGGACGAACACACACAUAGACGUUUAUCUAUAUGCACAAAAUACAGUAUGUAAAAAACGUGCACUCAAAAAAUGUACUGAUAUCAAUGUGAAUAAAUUUUUUCUUAAAACUAUA